Lontra canadensis (Northern American river otter) is the source of this 960-nucleotide messenger RNA. It is a transcript of the gene TAS2R10, whose product is annotated as taste 2 receptor member 10. Gene Ontology annotation, molecular function: G protein-coupled receptor activity. Gene Ontology annotation, cellular component: membrane. The record is from RefSeq and is a predicted model, not a curated record. Lineage: Eukaryota; Metazoa; Chordata; Mammalia; Carnivora; Mustelidae. Gene Ontology annotation, biological process: detection of chemical stimulus involved in sensory perception of bitter taste; G protein-coupled receptor signaling pathway; sensory perception of taste.
AUGAUAAGCAUACUGGAAGGCCUCCUCAUUUUUAGCAGUGAAGCAGUACUGGGAGUUCUAGGGAAUGGAUUUAUUGGACUUGUCAACUGUGUAGACUGUGUGAAGAACAAAAAGUUUUCGAUGAUUGGCUUUAUUCUCACUGGCUUAGCUACUUCCAGAAUUCUUCUGAUAUUGUUAAUAAUUACAGAUGGAUUUAUAAAGCUAUUCUCUCCAGAUAUGUAUUACUCUGGCAAACUAAUUGAUUUUAUUAGUUACUCAUGGAUAAUUAUCAACCAAUCAAGUAUCUGGUUUGCCACCAGCCUCAGUAUCUUCUAUUUCCUGAAGAUAGCAAAUUUUUCCCACCAUAUUUUUCUCUGGCUGAAGGGUAGGAUCAAUAGGGUUCUUCACCUUCGGAUGGGAUCCUUGUUUAUUUCAUGGUUAUUUACUUUUCCACAAAUUGUGAGGAUUAUUAAUGAUAACAGAAUGCGGAGUGGAAAUACAACCUGGGACUUCAACAUGCCAAAAAGUAUGUUCUUUACGAAGCAGAUUUUGGUCAACCUAGGAGUCAUUCUUCUCUUUACACUCUGCCUGGUUACAUGUUUCUUGUUAAUCAUUUCCCUCUGGAGACACAACAGGCGUAUGCAAAUGAAGGUCACUGGACCCCGAGACCCCAGUACAGAAGCACACAUGAAAGCAAUGAAAGUUUUAAUAUCUUUUAUCUUCCUCUUCAUCUUGUAUUUUAUAGGCAUUGUCAUAGAGAUAGUAUGUUUCAGUAUGCCAGAAAACAGACUACUGUUUAUUUUUGGCAUGACGACCACAGCCAUUUAUCCCUGCGGUCACUCCCUUGUCCUAAUUCUAGGAAACAGCAAGCUGAAGCAAGUCUCUUUGAGGGCCCUGCAGCAAUGCAAGUGCUGUGAGGCCGGCACACGCCUCAUAGCUCACAGACCCGCGUGGAGAGAAAUGGAUGUUCUAGGAGAAUAA